AUGCUACACAUCAUACGCCCACAAUUACUGAGAAACUGCCUCAGAAUCCAGCCUGAAAUUUACGUCUCAAAUUUCCUAUCUCGGAACCAAUUACAAACCACCCAACAGUACCGCACGACGGCAUCAUUGUCAACGAGAAGCGGCCUCCAGUCACCACCUUGCUCAACGUCCAGCACCGUACGAAAGCAAACCUCACGACCAUGCCGCCGCUCGUUUAUCAACCUCUCAAAAUUGCUCCCGAAUAAUAAUAAAGGCAGCAAUAACGCAGAGAUCCGCACCCUACAGGCAACUCGUACACUGCCAUUUCCUCCUUCUCCACUCUAUAAAAUUAUCGCGUCUGUCGAAUCCUACGCCGAGUUCCUUCCAUUCCUUGCAGCCUCAACCGUGACAGCACGAGACCCUGAUACGGAUUAUCCGUCCCAGGCUUUCUUGACCGUCGGCUAUGGGCCAUUUCAGGAGACAUUUACUUCACGAGUGACGUGCGACCGAUCCCAAUGGCUUGUCGAAGCGCGGAGUGGUGGUGGAUUAGGGGAUGAUGGAAAACCAGUUCCUGGCGGGGAUGAAGGCCUUUUUAGUCACCUGGGCACACGGUGGAAGCUUGUCCCUCGCAUUGACCAAGGAAUCGAAGUGACUGAAGUUCAGUUGGAGAUUCGUUUUCGGUUUCAGAAUGCAAUGCACACGGCUAUGAUGGGCGCAGUUGAAGACAAAGUUGCUGCCGUUAUGAUUGAGGCGUUUGAGCGGAGAAUAAAAGAGCAGAUGGUGGCGAAGUGA
Talaromyces proteolyticus is the source of this 771-nucleotide messenger RNA. RefSeq lists its product as uncharacterized. Gene Ontology annotation, biological process: cellular respiration; ubiquinone biosynthetic process. The record is from RefSeq and is a predicted model, not a curated record. Gene Ontology annotation, molecular function: ubiquinone binding. The coding region runs from base 1 to 771 and encodes 256 amino acids. NCBI's taxonomy places the organism in Eukaryota, Fungi, Ascomycota, Eurotiomycetes, Eurotiales, Trichocomaceae. The transcript has a single exon. Gene Ontology annotation, cellular component: mitochondrion.